AUGGGCGACUCCGAUGUCUUUAUUCCGGGACUCCACAAGCCUUCCUCUCUGCUGCCCAUCGCCCGCCAUCGCGAUGCCUUGCUCUACGCCGUCGAAGAGCACCAAGUCACCGUCCUGAUCGGUCAGACGGGGAGCGGCAAAACCACCCAACUACCGCAAUAUCUCGAUCAAGCCGGAUGGUGUUCAGAUGGCAAGCUCAUCGCUGUCGCGCAAGCAUAUGAGAUGGGUUGUCCGCUCGGUCAGGCCGUUGGCUAUAGCAUUCGAUUCGAAGAUGUCACCUCGGAAACCACUCGUAUCAAAUUCCUCACGGAUGGUCUCCUAUUGAGAGAGGCCCUGGUCGAUCCUCUACUGUCCCGCUACGCCGUCAUCAUGGUUGACGAAGCGCAUGAGCGGAGUCUCAGUUCCGAUGUGCUGCUGGGAGUGCUGAAAAAGGUCUUGAAAAGGAGAUCUGACUUGAAAAUCAUCGUUAGCUCUGCCACGUUGCAUGCCCAACGUUUUCUGGACUUCUUCGGUGGCGCUGCAAUACUGGGAAAUGAAGAGAACAAGUCUCCCAACACCUGCAUUGUCAGCAUUGAGGGCAGAGCUCAUCCGGUGGAUAUCCAUUAUCUGGCUCAACCGUGCGAGCAGUAUCUCGAGCGCGCUGCGAGUCUCGUCUUCGACAUUCACUCGAGCGAGCCCGAUGGAGAUGUGUUGAUCUUUCUCACGGGGCGAGAUGAGAUUGAAAAGGUCAUCGAGAUCAUCGCUGAUCGUUUGCCAUCUUUACCCGCUGGCUCGCAAGGCAUUCUCCCCCUGCCGCUGUACGCCGGGUUGAGCACAGAGCAACAGAUGUAUGUGUUCGAGCCCGCGCCAGAGAACACGCGCAAAGUCAUUUGCGCAACAAACAUUGCAGAGGCCAGCGUGACUAUCGACGGCAUCGUGUACGUGAUUGAUUGUGGAUUUGUCAAAUUACGAGCCUACAAUCCCACCACUGGCAUCGAGACUCUCGCCACCACACCAGUGUCCCGAGCUUCAGCUACACAGCGAGCAGGCCGCGCAGGGCGUACCAAACCCGGUAAAUGCUACCGUUUGUACACGGAGAACGACUUCCAUUCCCUCGAGGAAGCGACCAUUCCCGAGAUCCAGCGCUCCAAUCUCGCUCCAAUGAUUCUCCAGCUCAAAGCUUUAGGAAUCGACAACAUUGCCCGCUUCGACUUCCUCACUCCACCUCCAGCAGAGCUAAUCAUCCGCGCCCUCGAACUCCUCUUCUCUCUCGGAGCACUAGACGACUACGCCAAACUCACCACCCCGUUAGGAACUCGCAUGGCAGACCUCGCCCUCGAACCCAUGCUCGCCAAAUGUCUCCUGAGCGCACCCUCAUUCGGCUGCUUAUCCGAAAUGCUCACCAUCGCAGCCAUGGUCAGUUUACAAGGCAAAAUCUGGUUCAGCACGCACGAAAAAACCUCCUCCGAAAAGACGGCACGAAGGAAAUUCGCCGUCGAAGAAGGCGAUCAUUUGACCCUCUUGAACGUCUAUCACGCCUUCAUCACCAAGGGGAAAAAAGAAUCUCGUUGGUGUCAACAACAUGCUUUGAAUUUCCAAUCCAUGAUUCGCGCCGUGAGCAUUCGGAAUCAAUUGAGACGUUAUCUCGAACGCUUGGGAAUCGACGUCAGCGAAUCCUUGAGCAGUAGCAACAACAACAACAGCGGCAGCGGUAAUAAUCAUCAUGAUGGGUCAUCAUCCACCAACAAAGCGUCUUCCAUCAUGCGCUGUCUCACCAGUGGAUAUUUCGCACAUGCAGCACGAAUGGCGCCCGACGGCACAUUCCGAACGAUCAGUAGUGGAGGUGGACAAGGAGAAGGAGGAGGAGGAGUAAUACUCCACGCCCAUCCAUCCAGUCUCAUGUUCCAUCGCAAAGCCGAUUUUGUGAUUUUUAGCGAAGUCAUGGAGACGGGCGAGAAAAUUUUCAUUCGCGACGUGUCCAAGAUUGAAAAGGGGUGGUUGUUGGAAUAUGCGCCCGAGUACUAUCGAGUCAAAGAGGUGAAAAAGGGAUGAAUCAAUCAAUCAUCAGAGGGAAAUGGCUAUAUAUGUAAAAAAAAAGUGCUGAAGGGUGAUUAAAAAAAAAGGCAAAAGCCUUCGCUGCUGAUUUGAUUGGGGGGGUAUCAUAUUACACAAUCGACAUGUCCAAAAAUCGCGCCAACGCUCUUCUGCGCAGAGCGACAUGGAUGAUCAAAGUCGUCCUUUAUCGUGAUGCUGCCAUGCUAGUGCCAUCUCCUCCAGCACAUUCGCCAUAAUCAGAGGACUUGCCAUGAGCCCAUGGCCUUCUCCUUCCAAUAUGCGUACUUCACAGCCACCUUUUGCAGCAGAAGAAGCCCAGCUCUCUCGACUUCCUUCUCUGCCAUUCCCGGACUCAAAACCAGGUCCCUGUGCUCUUCUAUUCAUCUGCUCUGCGAGCCACUUGACGUUUGCGACCGGCACUCGCUUGUCCUCGGAACCAUGAGUGAUGACCACUUCACGUCCUACGUCGGUGUAGCGGAAUCCCACGUCACGGUUGCGCUCGAGACAUACGAGGAGAUCUGUCGCGGGGUUACUAUCCCUCGUCGCCAUGUCCCACGUUGCCUGUGUCAGUCGACUGGUAUAUUCGACUUGACGUUCCUUUUCUGCAUGCUCCGCAGCAUGCAGACCGAUCGAAGCGUAUGCAAAACUGGGGUCCAUGGGUGUCGAUGUUGCAGUCAGUGUUAACGAGCCUCGUCUACGUCGCUCUUCAUCCUCCUCUUCCUCUUUGACCGGAAUCGGGAAAUUGUCCACGGGAUUAGUAGACGGCAUGAACUGGUCCAUCAACAUGAGAGAUUCACGUCUAUUGUACUCUGGCCGAUCUCGCGACGGAGGUCUGUCUGCAACGGCAUCAUCGGGAAGGACUUGACGUCUCGGCGAUGAUCUGUUGGCAUUGCUCUUCAUGGUGCGCUUGUUGGCAGGUUUCAGCGACGCUGAAGUGGCCGUCAUGAAUGACGAGUUUGCUGCCUUCAAGAAAGGCGUUGGUAGCACUCGAAGAAUGCGCUGACUUCGUGGUAGCGGGUUAGAGGGUGGCGCUGAUGCAGUGGGGUGCGAAAUAGCCUCCAAUUGACUCGGAGGUACCCACGGCGCAAGCAGAUGGACUUUUCCUCGUACCAGGUGCGGAAGAAUCAGAGCUGUCGCGAGUGCAUAUAUGGCUCCAGCAGAGUGGGCAAGGAUGCUGAACUUCACGAUCCCCAAAUGCUGGCAUAUGGUAAGCACGUCUUCCGGCCAAUUGAGCGGUCCACUUUUGUCAGAGGGCGGGUAUGGCUCGCUGCCACCCACGCCAGGCCGAUCAAGCGUGAUCAGGCGCAGCCGCAGAGUCGUGGCCAGCUCAUCAUAAAACGCAGUGACAUAUCUAGUCAACCCCAUGCCUACACACACGAAGACCGCAGCACCAUUGGGAUCGCCCACCUCGGAGUACGCAAUGGUACGACCAUUCAAGUGGUUCUUGACCUUCCUGUUGAGGCGUGGGGCCUGUAGAUAUUGCGAAACGGCCUCUUCGAUGCUGUCGCGUCGCGCCAACGCCAGCUCCUUCUCCUCCGCAUUGGUCAGACGAGCAUCGCUCAUCGACUUUCUUCGGUGUCUUCUCUUCUCGAAAGCCAGUGGAAGAUCCGGAUGAUUGCCAGUCCACUUGUCUUCUGACUUACGUUUUGGUUUUUUCACCUUCUGCUUCCCUGAAUGUAGCUCCAUGGUCGGCGUUUGUGUCGUUGGACUAUCAAAUCCGACAGCUUUGACUGCCAGUGGUGUUUCCGACCAAUCUUGCGUUUGUCGCUCGGCCUCUGGACUCUGAUCCUGGUCGUGCUUCUGGAACAAGUUCAUUGCUUUGACAUAGGAGUAGUCCAAAUUGAGCCGCUGCGAUCGACGACUGUCCACAGACAUAGCAGUAGUCGGUCUGUGAUGUGCUGAGGAAGGUCGCUUGAUGUCUAGGGAGAACUUUGGUCUGGGAUUGACAUCGAUAGAUCCCACAGCACUUCUGGUGCCAUAAUCAACGUCGCUCCGCCUCGAUUUGUAGUGUUCACUGUCCAAGCCCAGAGUUUUAUGUGCUUUAGCAGGUGUGUUCUGUCGAUUGAGCGAUGCCCGUGUCUGAGACGUUGCAUCUUCGGCAAGGGGAAUUGAGAGAUCACUGGCAUUGUCUCGCUGAGGCAUAGGGUUGGUUUCCAGCCCUGUCAUUACAGGAUCCACAACCUUUUCCUGCAAACGAGAUUUCCGCUGUUCUCUGAGUUCUCGGAUCCGUUUCACCGUAUCAUCAUCGUCCCCCAAAUCUGCCCAGCUCGACUCUGGUAUCGGCGAGGAUGGCCGGUAAGCCGUCGCCUCAGUUUUGCCAGAAGAUUUGGCGAAAGGGUUGUGUUUUUUGGAUUUCUUCUGCUUCUUCUUUCGUGCCGGGGUGCCAGUAUGCAGAGAAGAAGUUCGGGUUGGAAUUGAGUCAGAAAUGGGACUCGGUGUUUUGCGGGGGAUUUCAGACACGGAUAGUCGCUGAUCUGAUGCCUUGCUCUCGCUUUUGGCGCUGCGCCCGUCAAAGGAAUUAGACGUCGUGAGCUGCGGAGAUGCGAUCGCCGACUGGUUCUCAGGCGUCGUGGUGGUGGUGGCAUCUGACAAGUAGAGCCUGCCCUUGACAGGAGACACCUGCGACGGCGCUUGGGGAAUGAUAUGCUCUGCCAACGACGCGGGAUCGCCUUCCUCGCUGAUCACCUCAGACGACGGCCGACUCUCCUCUAGCCGCAGCAUACCCUGAGAACUCACUCGUCUCAACCGACUCUUGUGCGCCGUCCUGCCUCGUGCCUCUCUCGGCUCGUCCUCGCCUUUGGACAGGCUCCUCCGCACCCAGCUUUCUGAGCUCAGUUUAUUGCGCGCACUUCCCGCACUUGUCGUCGACCCCAGGGAACUUUUGCGGGAGUUCGGGCUCGGUCGUAAGGUUGUGGGCCCCAUGGAGUGCUUGCCGUCGGGUUUCAGGGUCAUUUGUUGCUGAUGGGUCAGCCCCGAGGGGCCCCGCGAGGUGGGGAUAGUAGGCGGCAGCGCAGCAUCGGUGACGCCGUCGACGUCGU
Molecule: messenger RNA, 5072 nt
Organism: Sphaerulina musiva SO2202
Lineage: Eukaryota; Fungi; Ascomycota; Dothideomycetes; Mycosphaerellales; Mycosphaerellaceae
Product: P-loop containing nucleoside triphosphate hydrolase protein
Exons: 2
Coding region: 1-2031 (676 amino acids)
Cellular component (GO): intracellular anatomical structure; catalytic step 2 spliceosome
Molecular function (GO): ATP hydrolysis activity; RNA binding
Source: RefSeq, a predicted model, not a curated record